AUGCCGUCGUUCAAGCCCUUUGCAUCCGUGACGGGGCGAAACAGCUACAGCCUGUUUGAUAUCCGGCUGGACCAAGACUUCAUUGUCUUUCGAGGAAAUGACCAUGAGUCUUCAGGUCAGCUUCUCAAGGGGGUCGUGGUUCUCUGCCUCUCGUCCCCCUUGCGCAUCGAGGACAUUCACUUGCGCCUCGUGGGCACCUUGCGCUUAUCAUCGACCGCUCCCGGCGUUUCGGGGCAAAAAGUUGACAAGACCACCACUAUUCUCGACCAUCGAUGGCAACCCUUUGUCGGCACCCACGGCAAGAGCAUGACUCUUCCUGCCGGCAACUACGAAUACCCCUUCGAGUUUAUGCUACCGGGAGAUACCGCAGAGAGCGUAGAGGGCAUCCCCGAAGCAUCCAUCACCUACAGAUUAAAGGCGACUGUCGGCCGUGGCAAGCUCGCAUACGACUUGCACGCGUACAAGCACCUACGCAUCAUUAGGACUCUGGAGCCCGGCGCUUUGGAGUUUUUGCAUGCCAUGAGCGUCGAGAAUAUUUGGCCCAACAAGGUGGACUACUCCAUCAUCAUCCCGCAAAAGGCGGUCGUAUUCGGCGGCACCAUCAACAUGGAAAUGCGAUUUACCCCCCUACUGAAAGGCCUGGAACUUGGAGAUAUUACGGCAAAAAUGAUCGAGAUUCGCGACUGUUGGAUCCAAGGCGCAACAGGUCUCAGCAUGCGAGAAUACCGCACCGAGCGAGAGGUGGCGACGUGGCGAUUCGAAGUGAACCGGGAGGAACAUUGGCAAGACAUGAUACAAGAUACUGGUCAGGAGGGUUGGGCUUUGGUUAAACCAUUGCCUCUUCCCAAGCGACUCCGUCAGUGUAUUCAAGAUCUGAACCAUCAUGGCAUCAAGGUCAGGCAUAAAAUUAAGCUGACUGUGGCACUGAAGAACCCCGACGGCCACAUUUCAGAGCUCCGUGCCACCCUUCCUGUAUCAAUUUUCAUCUCACCCAACAUUCCUUUUGACGAACAGGGCAACCUGCUGAGCCAGAACCAAGGCAGCUCCGCUCCAUCCACGGAGAACGCGCUGGUAGCACCACCGGGGUAUGGCGAGCAUGUAUUGGACCAACUCUACGAGGAUGUGGAUGUCUCUGGCUUCCAAACCCCAGCAAUCCCGUCGGGUGUCAGCAGUCCAUUCUAUUCACAGGUGUCGCCGACAUCGGGCCAACAUGGGUCCGCCCCUCGGUCCGAGCCGCCUUCGCAAAACCUCACGAGGAGCAAUAGCGAGGAGGAUCGAUCGGGAAGAAACUCGACGGAGCACGUUGACUUGGAUCCUGCCGAGUUUGCGGAGCUCAACCGCGUUCCCAGCUAUGCAACGGCUGUCCGGACACCGGCGUGGUCUCGGACGCAACCCGCAGCCGGACUUGUUCCGGAUUACCAAACUGCGUUAUAUGCGCCUCGUACUCCUCCGGCCACGGAUAUUACUCUUGAGCCGUUGAGCACCAUAUCUGAGGACCGGUCGGAUGAAAACCGUGGUCUGACCAGUGCACCAUCCAAUCUUUCCACCGUUGUAGCGAACCCGGGCAGCUCGUGA
Messenger RNA from Metarhizium acridum CQMa 102, 1575 nucleotides. Lineage: Eukaryota; Fungi; Ascomycota; Sordariomycetes; Hypocreales; Clavicipitaceae. The record is from RefSeq and is a predicted model, not a curated record.